GUCUCAGACAGAGUUGUUUGUUACUGUUAAGACAAAGAAACAGCAUAUGUGCUCUGUUUUAAAUCGUACUUAUGUUUAUAAUACUCGACUCAAACUCCCAUCUCCUCUUUUUCUUUAAUCCUUUGCUUUCUUGCCUUGAACAGAGCUCCCUUCAGUUUUACUACUUAACCACUUUUCCUCUUCCCACACCCUCCCUCUCUCUCUCACUCUCUCAUUCUUUUGUCACCUCAUGCUCUCUCCCAUUUAUUACCCAUGGAAAAGUACGAUGCUGAUUAGCAUAUAAAAGGUGGGGAGAAUGUCGAGCUCUCACUCCACAAUUUCUUGAAAUUCUCUCUGUUGUCUGACUUAGUAAAUAAGGGGAAAAUGGGAAAGAACCGCAUCGUUCUUCUUGUAAUUCUCAUGGUAUUUCUUGCUGGGUGCUCAUCAGUUUCUGCAUCACCUGCUGCAAGAAUCGUUAGUGGGGUGGUGACAAAUGUUGUCUCCACCAUUUUCAAGCGGUUGUGGUCACUGAAAUCUACCAGCAAAACUGCUACUUCCAGCCGUUCAAUGAUGAAAUUUGAAGGCGGAUACACCGUUGAAACAGUGUUUGAUGGGAGUAAGCUUGGAAUCGAACCUUACUCGGUGGAAGUCUCAGCAACUGGGGAGGUUUUGGUUUUGGACUCCGAAAACAGCAAUAUUUACAAGAUCUCAAACCCUUUGUCUCGAUAUAGUAGACCUAAGUUGCUAGCAGGAUCGGCCGAGGGGUACACGGGGCAUGUAGAUGGGAAGCUAAGGGAAGCAAGAAUGAACCAUCCAAAAGGGCUUGCCGUGGAUGAUAAUGGGAAUGUGUAUGUUGCCGACACAAUGAAUAUGGCGAUCAGGAAGAUUAGUGAUACUGGAGUCGUAACAAUUGCAGGUGGAAAAGUGGGCCGAGGAGGAGGACAUGUCGAUGGCCCGAGUGAGGACGCCAAGUUGUCUGAUGAUUUUGAUGUGGUCUACAUUGGAAGUAGUUGCUCUCUUUUGGUUAUAGACAGAGGGAAUCAAGCAAUUCGAGAGAUCCAACUCCAUGAGGAAGAUUGUUCUUCCCAGGAGGACAGCAAUCUUCAUCUAGGCAUAGCAGUGCUAGCCGCAGCGUGUUUCUUUGGUUAUAUGCUGGCCUUGUUACAACGCAGAAUCUCCGCUAUGUUUUCUCCAGAAACUGAACCGAAGGCAUAUGCGAAGGCCAUGCCACCUGCACCGUAUCAGAAGCCUCCUCCCAAAUCAGUCCGCCCUCCCCUGAUUCCUACUGAAGAUGAUUAUGACAAAGAAGAAGAGGGCUUGUUCAGUUCAUUGGGGAGGCUUUUCGUCUACACCGGUUCAUCCAUAGUUGAGAUUUUUGGUGGAUUGUUCUCUGGUUUCAGAAAAAAACCCUUCCAUCAUCACAUGCAGCAGCAUCACCAUCACUCUUCAAGACACGGGAACGCUUGGCCUGUACAAGAGAGCUUUAUAAUUCCACGCGAAGACGAGCCCCCACAAAUAGACACGAGAGAACCUACACCAAGAAAAAGCUACCCAAUCAUGACCAAAGAAACGGAGAAGACUAGGCAAUCAAAGCAAGUCCGGCCCUACUACAGUGGAUGGAACGGAGACUAUCAACAGCCACAGCGCCACGUGCAGCACUUACAACACCACCAACAUCAUCAGAAGCACCACCCUCCCGGCCCUCAAACUUAUUACGAGCAGCAAAACUGUGAAACGAACGAAAUCGUGUUCGGGGCAGUCCAAGAGCAGGACGGACGACGAGAGUCGAUGGUCAUAAAGGCUGUUGACUAUGGAGAUCCAAUUUACAAUAAUCAGAAUAUUAGGUCGAGAUCGUAUAACUACAUGAGUUACUCCUAUGGCUACUGAAGCUGUUGUGUUGGCUUGAAUAACAUGAAAUAGUUGUAUAGAAGCAUCUGUAGUGUGAUGAUUGAUUCUCUGAUGACAAAUGCUUUUGGUUAUCUAUUUUCACUUUCCUCAACAACUUUCUUCCUAACCACUUUUUCCUGUCAAUUGAUUUGAUUUCUGGACAAGAUGUUUCCUGAAACAAAUUG
This is a messenger RNA of Sesamum indicum (sesame), 2051 nucleotides long. RefSeq lists its product as uncharacterized. The record is from RefSeq and is a predicted model, not a curated record. NCBI's taxonomy places the organism in Eukaryota, Viridiplantae, Streptophyta, Magnoliopsida, Lamiales, Pedaliaceae. Gene Ontology annotation, molecular function: protein binding.